This is a messenger RNA of Cephus cinctus (wheat stem sawfly), 1639 nucleotides long. RefSeq lists its product as uncharacterized. Gene Ontology annotation, biological process: septate junction assembly. NCBI's taxonomy places the organism in Eukaryota, Metazoa, Arthropoda, Insecta, Hymenoptera, Cephidae. The coding region runs from base 268 to 657 and encodes 129 amino acids. The transcript is spliced from 4 exons. The record is from RefSeq and is a predicted model, not a curated record.
GUGACUAGUGAAUAAAGAGCAGCGAGCCGAGUAAGGUGCAGAGCAGGAGAAGAGUGAGAAAGAGAGUUGGUAGGAAGAGAAUAGGAUGAAGGUGAGGCUUGGCGUAGUAGUAAGAAUCGUAAUAGAAUAGCGCCCUCACGACGCUUGAAGAAGACGCUGAAAUUCGGGACGCCAGUCACUCUGAGACUUUCGUUUACGACGCGUUAACCGACGCUCAGCACACUUUACAAACGUCACGUCCACAACGUCAAACAUCAAACGCAGAAAAUGGCUGUGAUCACGCGGCUCGCUAUCGUCAAAUUCCUUGAACUGCUCCUAGUAUGUAUCCUUAUUGGACUCCAUUACCAUUCGUUCAGGACCGGUGAUGAUCACACUGCUAUGAUCACUAUGGGAACUUUUGGUGGAUAUCUCAUCAUCCUCGUAGGACUAUUCGCCGGUGGAGUUAUGGGAACUCCAGUUAAUCGUCGCGUGGAUCUCUUCUUCAGUCUUAUCGGAUGUGCCCUUUUCAUCGCUGCUGGUGCCCUCAAUAUUCAUGAAUUCGAGAAGUACAACAAAUCCUCGUUACGCGAUACAGGACUGGCCAAGGGUUCAAUUUCUGUUAUCGAGGGUGCUCUAUUUUUGGUGGACGCCGUACUCACUUUUAGAGGAGAAGCAUAAGUUUCGAGUUACUCGACGAAAGAGGGACUGCUUGGUCGAAAUUUCUUCUAUGUCGUUAUAUAAACGUCCAGUAACAUUCCGCCAUUGUGAAGGAAGGCUUGUCGUUCCGACGAAUGCUGCUAUUCUUUGUCUUAGAAAAGGAAAAGAAAUAACACCGCUUCGAUCCCUUUUUCCUUUCAAUGUCUUUUCGCCUUUACUUUCUACAACUUGAACAAUUUUUCUAGUGUUCCGUAUGAAUUUAUAUGUAUAUUGUUUCGUUCAGUUUGAAAUCAGCAAAUGAAGAAAUUCAUUUUGCCUUUCUUUGGUUCCAUUUCCCUAUCCUUCAUAAAAAGUACAUUAUUCAUUAAGAGAAGAUCAUUUUAUUUUCAUACUUUAUUAUACCCCUCUUGACAUAUCUAUAUUAGAAUGUGUAAUAGUCGAUUCACAGUACAAAUAAUGAAAAUAAGCAAUGAUAGAACUUUUCAAAACAAGAAUUACUAUGAUUGGAGUAUUUUUGUGUGCAUUUAUAUAUACAUAUAUUCUGAUAAUAUAGAGGCCAUAAAAACGGUGUUAUGAGAUUUAAAGGCGGUCCCUUUUUAUACAAAAUUUGUAACAACAUUAUAGAUAAUAAUGUAACUGUUAUUGUCGCUUGUAAAUUAAGUCACACCGAUUCAUUACAUCAUUAUAUUAAGAUUAAGAGAAUUAAAAAAUAUAUAAUACAAAUCAAAAAUAUUCAUUCAUUCUGCCUCCUUAUGAAGCACAGACCAUGUAUCUCCGUCGGGGGAAGUCAAAUCAAAAAGAAGUUAUUUUAUACUCGAUACUAUUAUCACGCCUAGUGUUAUACUUGUUUAUUGUACACACACGCAUGUAAUAACACGUAUUUAAUUAAUUGUACGAUUUUGAGACCAGUGUCAUCACCCGUAGCGGUUUUACAUUUAUUUAUCAUUUAUUUGUACAUUUUGUAAUGCUCUAUUGCUUAAAACAAUAAAUAUGAAAAAAUCAA